AUGAUGCCUGCUAACAACGAGAAUAACACCGCCUCUAGCAAUACCACCGCCUAUAAUGCAAAAGACAACGGGAAACAGACCUCUAACGGGCUUUCUGGACCUAUCUACGCUGACGAGCCCAUCCCAGGGCUUUCGUGCGACGAGCAGACGGGCCUCAUUCUAGAGAUCGAUCGCUUGAGCAGAGAGGCUUACGGAGAUGGUCUCGAUCUCGAAAUCGUCGAAGAGAAUGGUCUUCUCCGCCUUGCUUCUGUUCGAAACGACGGCUUAAAUUGA
Molecule: messenger RNA, 273 nt
Organism: Coprinopsis cinerea okayama7#130
Lineage: Eukaryota; Fungi; Basidiomycota; Agaricomycetes; Agaricales; Psathyrellaceae
Exons: 1
Coding region: 1-273 (90 amino acids)
Source: RefSeq, a predicted model, not a curated record